Molecule: messenger RNA, 386 nt
Organism: Coturnix japonica (Japanese quail)
Lineage: Eukaryota; Metazoa; Chordata; Aves; Galliformes; Phasianidae
Source: RefSeq, a predicted model, not a curated record
CCACUCUUGUUGCCCCCACCCCCCAUAAGGCAUUAAAAGCAAUGCAGGACAUGAGCUUGGCCAGCCCAGCUGUGCCAUCCCAACCCGUAUCCCGCAAAGCCAAGAGCAUCCCUGUGCAGACCUUUGAGGUCAAGCUGGACGUCACAUUGGGGGAUUUAACCAAAAUCGGGAAGUCUCAGAAAUACACAUUGAGCGUGGACGUGGAGGGGGGCAAGUUGGUGGUGAUGAAGAAGCAAAGGGAUGCUCAGGAAGACUGGAAUACCUUCACCUAUGAUAAGAUCCGGCAGCUGAUUAAAUCCCAGCGGGUUCAGAACAAACUGGGCAUCGUCUUUGAGAAGGAGAAGGAUCGGAGCCAGCGGAAAGACUUCGUGUUCGUCAGCGCAAGG